AUGAGCCAGCAGGAUGUGGUCGCCGUGCUUUCAGAACGCCUGCUUGUAGCUGCCUACAAAGGCCAAGUGGAGAAUGUGGUGCAGCUUAUCAACAGGGGUGCCAAGGUAGCAGUUACCAAGCAUGGCCGGACCCCCCUGCACCUUGCUGCCUACAAGGGUCAUCUCCACGUUGUCCAGGUUUUGUUGAAGGCAGGUUGUGAUCUGGAUAUUCAGGAUGAUGGUGACCAGACAGCAUUGCACCGGGCUGCUGUGGUAGGGAACACUGAUAUAAUAGCAACUCUGAUUCAAGAGGGCUGUGCUUUGGACAGACAAGACAAGGAUGGGAACACUGCUCUUCAUGAAGCUUGUUGGCAUGGAUUCAGUCAGUCUGCCAAAGUGCUUGUUAAAGCAGGAGCCAAUGUUCUUGCCAAGAACAAGGCAGGUAACACACCUCUUCACCUGGCUUGCCAGAAUAGCCAUUCCCAGAGUACUCGUGUUUUGUUACUUGGAGGAUCUCGAGCAGACCUCAAAAAUAAUGCAGGAGAUACCUGUCUGCAUGUGGCUGCUCGUUAUAAUCACUUGCCCAUCAUUAGGGUGCUGCUCAGUGCUUUCUGUUCUGUCCAUGAAAAGAACCAGGCAGGAGAUACUGCACUCCAUGUAGCUGCUGCCCUAAAUCACAAGAAGGUGGUGAAACUCUUGCUGGAGGCAGGGGCUGAUGCAUCCGUUGUCAACAAUGCAGGCCAGACCCCUCUAGAGGUUGCCAGACAGCACAAUAACCCUGAGGUUGCGCUCCUGCUCACUAAAGCAUCACAGGUCUCGCGUUUUAACCGUGGGAGAAGCCUGAGGAAGAAGAGAGAGAGACUGAAGGAGGAAAGGAGGGCUCAGUCAGUGCCACGGGAUGAAGUGGUACAGAGCAAGGGCAGUGUCUCAGCUGCUGAUGACACACCAAGCAGUGACCAGCCCCCAGAGAGGAAGAACAAUCUGAAGGAUAAACCCCGGUCAGCCUCACCAGAUCCCAAAGGGAAAAAGAGCAAAAAGAAAAAGCCAAAGGAAAAGGUUUCAGCACUCUCAGACCCCAUCUCCCCAGCUGAUCAGCAGACACUCCCUCAGCCCCAGAAGAACGUGCCAAAGCGCAGAAGUAAACACCACUGCUCCUCUCCACCCCCUCCCCACGAGGUCCGAGCCUACCAGCUCUACACACUCUACCGAGGAAAGGAUGGGAAGGUGAUGCAGGCACCCAUAAAUGGAUGUCGUUGUGAGCCCCUGAUAAAUAAACUGGAGAAUCAGCUGGAGGCAACAGUGGAAGAGAUAAAAGCUGAGCUUGGGACAGUACAAGAUAAAAUGAAUAUUAAGCUGGGCCAGAUGGAAAGCAAAACUCAGCAUCAACUCCGAGUUUUGGACAAGCUCAUGGCUGAGCGACUGUCGGCAGAGAGGACAGAGUGUCUUCACCGCCUGCAGCAGCACACGGAGCUGGAAAAGAAUGAGGGGGAGAAGAGGCAGAUUUCCUUGGUUGAUGAGCUGAAGACCUGGUGCUUGUUGAAGAUUCAGAAUCUGGAGCUCAAGCUUUCUGGAGAUUCCAGGUCAUCAAGACCAAAAUCAACUUUGUCCACUUGUGAGUCCUCUAUAGGUACAGAUCAACAGGUAGUGGCUGGUGGACCGGUUUCUUCCGCCCCUGCUCAAGAUGUCAGGCCAAAGGACAAAGCUGUGAGUGCCAGCACGUUCCACAGGUUCCAGCAGGACCUGCCCUCCUCCGAGCUUUCGGGCUCCAAAUUAAGACACGUUAAAGUUCAAGCUGCUUUGCAGCCAGUGACUGAACCUGCAAAGACUGAACCACAGAGCGGCUACUUCAUUGACAAAGGAACUCAGACGAAAAAGUCCAGCAAAAGUGGGCAGUUGAGGCACAAAGCUCUGCACCACGCUGGGGCACAGCAGGGCCAGGAGCUGCAGCCCUUGGCCCCACCUGCCCCUCCGCUCAGAGACACCUCCCAGGCCCUGGAGAUAACUCAGUACUUCUUCGAGGCCGUUUCCACGCAGAUGGAGAAGUGGUACGAGCGGAAGAUAGAAGAAGCCCGGUGCCAAGCGAACCAGAGAGCGCAGCAAGACAAAGCUGCACUCAAGGAGCACAUCAAAUGCUUAGAAGAGGAGCUGAGCAAAUUAAGGACUAAGGUGCAAAAAGAGAGCUAG
Messenger RNA from Cinclus cinclus, 2163 nucleotides. RefSeq names its product ankyrin repeat domain 6 (gene ANKRD6). The coding region runs from base 1 to 2163 and encodes 720 amino acids. The transcript has 15 exons. NCBI's taxonomy places the organism in Eukaryota, Metazoa, Chordata, Aves, Passeriformes, Cinclidae. Gene Ontology annotation, molecular function: protein binding. The record is from RefSeq and is a predicted model, not a curated record.